AUGUCAACGAGCACGGCGGACGUUCCUCCGAGUAUAACCUCUUUUGAAACGAUCGGGAUCAAGAAUAAACGUGUAAAUGAGGCUCCAGGAGUCAAGCUAUCACCAGACCACAAGCUUCUAGUGGGAAGCGUAUUAGAUCUAUUCGAAGGCAACCCAACUCUCAAGCACUUGUCGCUAUGGUCUCAAGAUGCUACCUUCGCCGACCCGAUCACGGUUGCAUCAGGAUACAAGAAAUUCGCGGCGCAAUGGUACGGGUUGCCUGCCUUGUUCAAUCCAAUCCAAAUACAGAGUCACCUUGUGACGUCGACCGGGAAUCCGAUCCAAAUGGAAUUGUCGAAUAAAUAUACACUUAAAGGGAUUGGAACAGCGCAGAUCAUCAACUCCGUCGUCCAUAUCGACGUUGGGCAGAACGGCAAAAUCGAAAGGGUCGAGGACCGAUGGAAUGACAGAUUACCCAAUGGUAUGAUUAGUGAUGCCUUCCGAAAGCUAAACGCGCAGACCGUUCCCAUGUUCGUAACAAUUCCGAAGGAUGAAGAGGAAGAUCUCAAACUAAAGAACUCACGAGAUGGUUCUUCUUAG
Molecule: messenger RNA, 579 nt
Organism: Annulohypoxylon maeteangense
Lineage: Eukaryota; Fungi; Ascomycota; Sordariomycetes; Xylariales; Hypoxylaceae
Exons: 3
Coding region: 1-579 (192 amino acids)
Source: RefSeq, a predicted model, not a curated record